Messenger RNA from Chironomus riparius, 2367 nucleotides. Lineage: Eukaryota; Metazoa; Arthropoda; Insecta; Diptera; Chironomidae. The record is from the annotation of a GenBank genome assembly.
AUGCCAUCGCCUGUUACUCAAUUAGCUACAAACUGUGACGGAUCAAUUCUGGCUGUUGAUGUUAAAAUAAAUGGUGUUCCUCACAUCCAGAUGUAUUCAGUUCCUUCGUUUUUAACUCCUGUAAGUUUAUUGAAGACCAUUAACAUCAGGAAGUUACUUACUAUGAACAUUUAUUAUUUUAGAACAUUCAAAAAAUCAGCGAACUUCGUCUGUCAACCGAUAACGCGAAUUCCACCAAUUACCAAUAUUAAUGACAGCUUUGAAAUUCCUGAAUUAAUUGACAUUAAUGUUAAGGACACUGAACAUUUUGAGAUCCCAGCGACACAGGAAUUAACAGAUGAUUUAAGAUCUCCACAAAUUCAAAAUUUGUCAAUUAAUGAAAAUGAACACGAAGAAUUCCCAGCUACACAAGAUAUGUCACCAGAGCAUGAAGAAAUUCUGACAACUCAAGAAGUUUCAGAUAAGCAAGGACGGCUAAUUUCCAUAUCAGGCAUUCAAGAUGCUUCAGCGCGAUCAACGGCAACUAAUAAGAUACCGUUUUCUGUGUAUGAAGAUUCUACAUGUGAGGUGCCACAAGUUGCACACAAACCAUCAAUAGUUCAGCCUUUAAAUCAAUCAACUGCCAAUAUGUCACGAAAGGAAAAUUUAAUAGUUCCACAAUUCAAACGAACCAAUUCAGACGAGUUCCUUGAUUUGUGCAAAAGUUUUCCACAAUUAAACUAUAAGCCAGCACAAGCCAUUGGGAAUCAACCGAGAAAUAAAAUCAGUGACUUACCGAAAAAUGAGAUUAGUGACCUGCCAAGAAAUGAAAUUAGCGACUUACUUAAAUUCUCAGAUGCUAAAUCGAAAUUGUCACUUGAAGCCACUUUCAAUGACUUGCAAAUUAAUAAGCCAUUCAAGAGUCCUAGUCCAACAAUGAAUAUUUUUGAAGCUGAUCUUAAUACUGAGAAAUUCAAUUUGCCACUUAAAUUCGGCAUUAAUUCGACCGUUAUUGGAGAUGUCACAAAGGUUGUUCCUGUCACAAAGAAACCAGAACUCAAUGAAUUCUUAGAUUUGAGUAUUGAAAUGAAUGAAGACGAAUUUGGUCGUUUGGGAAAGAAUAAAUCACAAGCUGCUGAGAAAGCGAUUAGCCCCAAACCAGAUGAUGAAGAAGAUGAUGAUUUAAGUAAAAGUAUUUACCAUAAUCCAAAGAAAGAUCAGACAAUUGUCGAGUUUGAAGAUGCAGAAACUUGGGAAGAUGAAAAAAUGUACAGCUUUCUUGGUGACGGUCCAAAUCAUUAUGAAUACACAAUCAUUCAGAAUUUCGAUGAAUCAUUGUCAUUUAAAUUAAGAGAUGCAAUUGUGAAGAGCAAAGGAAAUCCAUUUUCUAAAGAUGUUCGCACAUUGAUUCUUGAACAAUGCAAUUUCGAACAAUAUCUUGAAGAUCACAUUGAUUCCUGUUCUUUAUUAAAGAAUGUUCCUCAAUUAAAAUCCGGAGGGACUUUACAGUGUGGAAAUGACAUGUAUAAAGUGGCUAAAAUUCUUGGAAAAGGUGGAUUUGGUUCAGUUUUUGAAGUGCGCAACAUGAAGAACAAUGAAUCGUAUGCAGCAAAGCAAGAAAAACCACCAAAUCUAUGGGAAUAUUAUAUUUUAAUCGAACUAGUCUCUCGAUUAAGUUCAAAGAACAUUAAUCACAUGAUUCCAGCUUAUAUGCAUGUCUACAAAGCUAUUGUUGCCAAUAAUGCUAGUGUCUUAAUCUCGGAAUAUUCUCCACAUGGAUCACUCAUUGAUGUUUGCAAUAAAAUUAAGCAAGGCACUAGUAAAAACGUUGAUGAAUAUAUUGGAAUGAUUUUUACAUCACAGCUCUUGUCUAUUAUUGAUUAUCUCCAUUCAUGUCACAUCAUUCAUGCUGAUAUUAAGCCUGACAAUUUUGUUUUGAUGUCCAAAAUUGCUAUUGGAAUAAAAGUUCCAUCACUGCAGCUAAUAGAUUUUGGAUCUGCAAUUGACAUGGAUAGCUUCGAUAAAGAUGAUGAGUUCACUUAUGUCGUGAAAACAGACAAUUUUACAUGCUGUGAGAUGCUUGAGAAUCGGUCAUGGACAUAUCAGACAGAUCUUUUUGGUAUUUGUGGGACAGCUCAUGUGAUUCUAUUUGGAAAGUAUAUAGAAGUUGAAAAGAAGUCAAGCAAUUGGCAAAUUAAGACAAGAUUCCCAAGAUACUUCCAGAAAGAUAUUUGGGAUAAAUUCUUCAAUACUUUACUUAAUGUUCCAGACUGUAAGACUAUGCCGAAUCUUCAAACGUUGAAGCAGCACUUUGAUGAAGAAAUCUCAUACAGACAAAAGUAUAUAUCAGAUAAAGUGGCUGAAUUUAAUAAUGCUCUGCUUAGUUAG